Molecule: messenger RNA, 1669 nt
Organism: Phlebotomus argentipes
Lineage: Eukaryota; Metazoa; Arthropoda; Insecta; Diptera; Psychodidae
Gene: Snmp1
Product: sensory neuron membrane protein 1
Exons: 5
Coding region: 47-1666 (539 amino acids)
Cellular component (GO): cytoplasm; membrane
Molecular function (GO): scavenger receptor activity
Source: RefSeq, a predicted model, not a curated record
UGGUGUGAAUUUCGUGCGAAACUAACGCAAAUCUCAAGCUCUGAAAAUGCGUUUGCCGGACAGGGAUUGGAAGAAAACUCUCGGCUGGUGUGUUGGGCUCUUUAUCUUCGGUAUUAUAUUUGGCUGGGUCUUAUUUCCGUCCCUGCUCAAAAAAGCCAUCCGAUCACAAACGGCGCUCAAACCGAACUCGAGGAUCCGCGGGAUGUGGAGUAACAUCCCAUUUCCUCUGGAUUUUCGCGUGUACCUCUUCAACGUGACAAACCCCAACGAAGUGAUGCAGGGCAGGAAACCGAAGUUGCAGGAAGUCGGCCCGUACUUCUUCCAGGAGAGGAAGACCAAGAUCAACAUGGUGGACCACGACGAUGUUGACAUGGUGUCCUUCAACGCCGUGGACACCUUUCACUUCGACCAGUCCAAGUCCGAGGGCCUCACAGGAGACGAGAUCAUCAUGUUCCCACACAUUUUCCUGCUUGCCAUGGCGGUGAGCGUGGCCAGGGACAAGGCUCCAAUGCUGCCGAUGGUCAAAGAGGCGAUCAACAUCAUAUUUCAUGAGCCGAAGACGGUCUUCUUCCCUGUUCGCGUGAUGGAUCUACUCUUCGAUGGGAUUGGAAUCGAUUGCACUUCUGAAGAAUUCGCAGCUAAAGCCGUCUGCACGGCACUCGAGACCGAACCCUCGAUUGACAAAUAUAACGAUACGACGUAUCUCUUCUCCAUUUUCGGCCCGAAAAAUGCAACUCCCACGAAGACUUUCACUGUCUACCGUGGCAUCAAGAACAUCCACGAUCUUGGGCGGGUGGUGAUGUACGAUGGCGAGGAGGAGAUGGAUCUGUACGACGACGAGCACUGCAACCAGUACAAGGGCACGGAGGGCACAAUUUUCCCGCCGUUCAUGACCAAGGAUCAGGGCGUGUGGGCCUACACGCCGGACAUCUGUCGCUCCAUGCCGGCCACAUACGAGCGGCCGUCCUCCUACGCCGGCAUCAAGACAUCCCGCUUCUCGCUGAGCUUCGGCGACCACAAGAAAGACGAGAGCCUGCACUGCUACUGCCGCGAUCCGCCUGACGGCUGUCCACCGUACGGAAUCGUAGACUUCUCACUGUGCCUCAACGGAGCUCCAAUGCUGGGCUCCAUGCCGCAUUUCUACGAUACCGACCCGGCGGUGCAGCAGAAGGUGCUCGGCCUCCAUCCGGACCCAGAGAAGCACAAGAUCUUCCUCGAGUUCGAGCUGUUCUCGGGAUCUCCGCUCGCGGCGGCCAAGCGUAUGCAAUUCAACAUCCAGUUCAUGCCCAUUCCCGAAAUUGAGUUCAUGAGCCGCCUGGACGAGUACAUUCACCCACUCUUCUGGGUGGAAGAGAGUGUGUACCUCAACAAAACGUUCACCAAUCAGGUGAAAUAUGGCCUCAUGCUUGUGAAGAAGAUAAACUGGCUCAUCCGGUGGGUUUGUGUGCUUAUCGGACUCUGCGGUGGGGGAACAGCCGGAUAUGUGCUCACCAAGGGAAAUCCUACAGCCACAACUAUGGUAACUCCCGUGGACGAAGACGAGAAGAAAGGAAAGACAACCGCCAACUUGCAGCUUCCGCCGGCGCAAAAUCCCGGUGCGGGCUUGAGUAAUUUUCAGAAGAACAUCACCGUGUCUACGAUAGAAAACCAGAUAGAACGCUACUGAGCG